Molecule: messenger RNA, 1365 nt
Organism: Prunus armeniaca (apricot)
Lineage: Eukaryota; Viridiplantae; Streptophyta; Magnoliopsida; Rosales; Rosaceae
Source: the annotation of a GenBank genome assembly
AUGCACUUGCUUUGCUGGACUGCAUACAUAUUUUGUUGGAGGAGAAAGAUUACUCCUUUCCUGAUGUGUUCACGAAGAAAGCAGACUGAUGGACCUUUCAUUGAUGAAGAGUUUUAUGGUUCUAAAAUUACAACAUACAGAAAAGAGCUCUCUGCAAUACGGGUGAUUGUUGAAGUUGACAAAGGAUGUCCUUUGAUUGCCAGUCAGCUUGCUCUUCAUGAUGAAUUGUCCACUUUUGUUCGAGUAUAUAGUUACUUGAGUGAGUUUAAGUGGGAGCCGGAUAGCAAGGCUGACAAAAGGAUCUGGUUUCCAAAGGGAAAUCAGAAUGGAGAGUGGGUUAAUCCAGAAGAGUGUGUUAUAUAUGACAAGGAUGAGCUGUUUGGCUUGCAGUUGACUGUUCUGGAGAAAUACUUUGAGCAUAACCUAUUGGUGUUCUUCUCCCGUGCUUAUGGGGUAAAGUCCUGUCCUUCAAUUGAAGACUACUGCAGGCUCUGGAAGGUGUGGGAAAAUUUUGAAAGUGGAUUGUUGCAAGAUCAAUGUUGCAAAUUCUGGGGGUAUGUUUCAAAGCACUGGAAUUCAAAAACGGAGAAAACUCUUGCUGAGGCUUUGGUGAAAGUACCUAUUAAUUCAGGCUCCGCUGGAAUCUUGUUGUGCAACAAGGAAGAUGUUUUCAUUGCUGAUGACCUUCAGCUGCAGUAUCUUUUUGAACAGUCUUCUCACCAAGUUUUUGUUUGGUACCCUCAGCCUAGCCUGGCUUCCUUGCCUAGGAAUAAGUUGCUUGAAAUUUACAGAGAAAUUGGUGUUCGUACUAUCUCUGAAUCAGUGCAGAAGGAAGAACUAUUCCUAGUAAAUGAUGUUGAACUACAGUUAAUUCCAACAGAGAAAUUGAUCGGGAAAGCGCUGCUCAGGCUGAUACUUGGUUUUCUAGCUUGUCCUCCCAUUAAAAUGGAAGCGGAGAAAAGGCAAAAAGCUGUCCGAGGUCUUGCCAAUGUUGCUGUUGUGGAGACAUCUGAACCAAUCACUGUAAGCUAUGAUCUACCAUUAUCUUCUGGGAAAAUUUUGAAUGUGAGAGGUAGCCGAAAGGUACGAUGGGAUAGAGAAGAUUCCAAAAUUUUCACCGAGAAGAUGGACAGAUCUGGAGGAUAUAAGAGCAUCAUUGAGUUUGCUACAUAUUUCUCUGAGGCAAUUUCUGAGUUUGUACUGUGGGAGAUCCCUGAUCAUAUACAUGCACUUUCUGGGCUGAUCAAGUUGGCCUUUGUGCUAAACCUUGAUGAGGAAGCAGUUACUUUCUUGAUGAAGUCCAAUAAUUUGCAGAUCUUCGUGGAGGAUGAGGAGUUUCUGAAUUCAGCCUACCAUUCUGAGUAG